AUGUUGAUCACUCUGUAUAUGUGUCUGUUGUUUUUCUCUAAGUGUAUCUCUUCAGCUUUGCUCACUGGCUCAGGUACCUGUCAGCUCCAGGGACGCUUCAAACUGAAUGGGGUGUACCAAGAUGGAGAUCUGAUACUUGGAGGCUUGUUUGAGGUUCACUUUUUCACAGUGUUCCCAGAGCUGAACUUUAGAUCUGAGCCAGAACCACCAUACUGUGAGAAAUUUGAUGUGGAAAGUUUUCAGCAGGCACAGACUAUGAUUUUUGCUAUAGAUGAAAUCAACAAGAAUCCCAACCUGCUGCCAAACAUCACUCUUGGUUAUCAUCUUUAUGACAACUGUGUGAUGUUGGGAAUGGCGUUCCGGGCUGCCAUAGCACUUGUUAGUGGGACACAGGAGUCUUUGUCUGAUGUUGAUUGCACCGGACCACCACCAGUAAUAGGAAUUGUGGGGGAUCCAGGUUCUACUCCUUCUAUUGCUAUAUCCAGUGUGCUGGGGCUGUUUCGUGUACCUAUAGUUAGCCACUAUGCCACCUGCUCCUGUUUGAGUGACAGGAAAAAAUAUCCCUCCUUCUUCAGAACUAUCCCCAGUGAUGCCUUCCAGGUUCGAGCUAUGAUUCAGAUCUUGAGACAUUUUGGAUGGACCUGGGUUGGUCUUCUCUAUAGUGAUGAUGAUUAUGGCAUCUACGCUGCUCAGUCUUUAAACAAAGAAGUGCAGCUGUUUGGUGGUUGUGUUGCUUUUUCUGAAAUCCUGCCACGUGAUAACAACCGCAGAGAUAUUCAGCGCAUAGUUAAAGUGAUUCAGACCUCUACAGCUAAAGUGGUGGUUGUUUUUUCUACUUCAACCUAUCUGAUGCCUUUGAUGGAUGAGGUAGCUUUGCAGAACAUGACAGAUGUACAGUGGAUUGCAAGUGAAGCUUGGGCCACCUCUCCUGUAUUUCACACUCCACGUUUCCUGCCGUUUCUGGGAGGCACGCUGGGUAUCGCCAUCCGACGUGGAGAGAUCAAGGGACUUUAUGAGUUCCUGCUACGUGUCCGCCCCAGUACUGAUCCAAGAAAUAAUAUGUUGAGGAUUUUCUGGGAGAACAUGUUUGAUUGCAGUUUUGAAAAAGAGGGUAUACAUUUCAAUAAAGAGCCAUUUAAAAAAGUGUGCACAGGUGAGGAAGAUCUACGCAGCACAGACACAGUAUACACUGAUGUUUCAGGGCUCAGGCCCGCCUAUAAUGUGUACAAAGCAGUUUAUGCCCUGGCACAUGCACUUCAUGACCUGAUGCAGUGUGAGGAGGGGAGAGGACCAUUCAGUGACAACACCUGUGCUGACAUAACAAACCUGCAGCCCUGGCAGCUGGUCCAUUACCUACAGAAAGUAAACUUCACCACAGGAUUUGGGGAUCAUGUGUCAUUUGAUAAGAAUGGAGAUGCUCUGGCCAUCUAUGAUGUGUUGAACUGGCAGCCGAGCUCUGAUGGGUCAAUCAUUGUCCGCACAGUCGGUGUGGUGGAUGAAGGGGCGGCAACAGGAAAGGUGCUCACACUGGAUGAAGAUGCAUUAUACUGGAAAUUUGGUGAACAUAAACCUCCACGGUCUGUGUGUAGUCAGAGCUGCCCAACAGGCACCAGACGAGCCAGGAGGAAAGGCCUUCCUGUCUGCUGUUUUGACUGCCUGCCAUGUGCAGAUGGAGAGAUUUCUAAUACAACAGAUGCAAAUGAGUGCACAUUGUGUCCAGAUGAGUUUUGGUCCAAUCCAGAAAAAAAUCGCUGUAUUCCUAAAGAAGUGGAGUUUCUGUCCUAUGAGGAACCUCUGGGCAUCUCCCUGACCACUGCUUCUCUGCUCGGCACCUGCUUCUGUGCUGUUGUCAUGAUCAUUUUUGCUCAUCACCGCAACACUCCUAUAGUGCGCGCCAAUAAUUCAGAGCUCAGCUUCCUGCUGCUGCUGUCACUCAAACUGUGUUUCCUGUGUGUGCUGCUGUUUAUUGGCCGACCACAGUUGUGGACGUGUCAGUUAAGACAUGCUGUGUUUGGCAUUAGCUUUGUUUUGUGCGUCUCCAGCAUUCUGGUCAAGACUAUGGUGGUAAUAGCCGUGUUUAAGUCGUCUCGACCAGAAGGUAAAAGUGCAAUGAAAUGGUUCGGCGCAGCUCAACAAAGAUGCACAGUCUUGGUCUUAACUGCCCUUCAGGUGGUGAUAUGUGCGGUCUGGCUUACAACUGCUUCUCCAACACCUUAUAAAAAUAGCGUGUAUAUCAGGUCGAAAAUAGUUUAUGAAUGUGCUGUUGGUUCAGUGGCUGGAUUUGCUGUGCUGUUGGGCUACAUUGGGUUUUUGGCAGCUGUAAGCUUCAUGUUAGCUUUUCUAGCAAGAAAUCUUCCAGAUAGUUUUAAUGAAGCAAAGUUCAUUACUUUUAGUAUGUUGAUCUUUUGUGCUGUGUGGAUUGCGUUUGUUCCAGCUUAUGUCAGCUCACCAGGGAAAUAUGCAGUGGCUGUGGAGAUUUUUGCCAUUUUAGCUUCCAGUUUUGGAUUACUGGUGGCAAUAUUUGCACCAAAAUGCUACAUCAUCCUCUUACAUCCAGAAAGAAACACUAAAAAAGCCAUAAUGGGAAGAGGCACAGAGAAGAAAUAGGUUUGCAUGCUACCUGUUAUACCACUUUGAAGCCCUGCUUGUAAACACGCUAAAGUAUUCUUGAUACAUUUCUGUCAACUUUGUCAUGACUUACAGUACACAUAUGUCAUGUGAUCAGUGACUUUAAGAAUGCCUGUUGUUUUCCAUUCAUAUGUUAAAUUUGUUCAUUGUUGUAUAACAGUAAAGUAAACAUGUGUCUUUUAUUAAGUUGUAUCAAGUUAAUGCUAUUGUAUCAUUUUACAUCUAAUUGAUGUAUUACCAAAAUUAAGUUAAUGUAUCAUUUUUCAUUCAGCCCCUUUGGAGACAGUUUAAGGCAUGUAUUGUCUAUUCAUUUUAAAGUUUGAUACUAAGAGAUCGUUUUCAUUUACUGUAUAUCCUUUGAUAUAUACAGUACUGUGCAAAAGUCUUAGGCCACCAUGCUACCAUUAAAUGUUUUUGCAAUUAUAUAGUGAAAAUUUUUUGUUUUUAAUUUUUUGUUCAUAUUUCCUGUAUUUUCUGUUUGUAUCUUAAUAAAAAGAGUGAAUAAUAAAUAUGGAUGGACAUUAAAACUUUGCUAAAACAACAAAGCUGGUAAUAGUGGCCUAAGACUUUUGCACAGUACUGUAUAUGAAACAGCUGACUGUCUGGACAGAGAUCAUUAUGUAUUUGUUGUUAACUUUAUUGAAUCAUAAAUUAUUUC
Molecule: messenger RNA, 3286 nt
Organism: Misgurnus anguillicaudatus (oriental weatherfish)
Lineage: Eukaryota; Metazoa; Chordata; Actinopteri; Cypriniformes; Cobitidae
Product: extracellular calcium-sensing receptor
Biological process (GO): G protein-coupled receptor signaling pathway
Cellular component (GO): plasma membrane
Molecular function (GO): G protein-coupled receptor activity
Source: RefSeq, a predicted model, not a curated record